This is a messenger RNA of Lactuca saligna, 1536 nucleotides long. NCBI's taxonomy places the organism in Eukaryota, Viridiplantae, Streptophyta, Magnoliopsida, Asterales, Asteraceae. The record is from the annotation of a GenBank genome assembly.
GCUAAGUUGGCCAAAUUUAGAAGCAAAUUAUAUAUUCUCUAAACACAUGAAGGCACCCUUCACUUUUGGCUAUUAUAUAUUAAGCAUCUUACGGAUUUUUAUAUGACUCCAUUUCAAGCAAGCAAAUCAAGUCAUGCGUUCGACAUAAAAACAAAGAUAUAUCAGAAAGACAAUUUCAAACCAGUAGAGACAGAGAUGUCGGAAAGUGAAGAUGUAAGAAUCGAAAUGCACAGUAAUCAAUCGGAACCGGCCGACAAUGUUAACCACGGCUAUGCCCGGGAGUGGGAAUUCUGCAUUCAACAAUAUGAAACCGUCCAAAUUUCAGAACGCAAACGAAAAAUGGAGAAGGUACCUCCAUUGCUCUUAAAGGGCGAAAAAGGUGCAAGAAACCGUCAAUGCUACGAGCCAGCGGUGAUUUCACUUGGCCCUUACCACCAUAAACGAGACGACCUGGUUGCAGCCGAGAAAUACAAGCUCAUAACCCUCGAGGAGUAUUGUUUGAUCUGCAAAAACACCAUGGAUUCGUUAUACAAUAAGGUGUUUGAAGUAGUACAAGAUGCUAGAAAGUGUUAUGUCGAUGGUUCUACAGAUGAAUACAACGACGAGCAGUUUACUGGAAUGAUGUUGCGUGAUGGUUGCUUCGUUUUGUUCUUUAUAUAUUGCAUUGCUACUGAGCCGAACACUAUGUUGAUGUUAAAUAUUGAGUAUUUAGGCACAUCAGGCUUCUUGCACAUAGUUGGUGACAUUUUGUUGCUCGAGAACCAAAUCCCGUUUAUAGUACUUCAGGUUUUGUUGGACAUGCAAUUCCCAGAAGAUAGAGGUGAAAGGAUCUUAAAUGAGUUCUUUAACUACUUGAACUAUGGAAAAAUCACCACGAAGAAAAAAAAGGUUCUUGAAAUGAAGCAACCUCUUCAUCUCCUCGAGCUUUACAGGUCCCAUUUCAUCUCGCUUGGUGUUCAUCAGAAAAAUACUAGUGGAAUAUGGAAUUAUGUAAAACGAAAUCAAUCUUUUCCAUCAGUUAAUGAACUCAAAGCUAAAGGGAUUUUCUUGAAACGUACUAACGUCGAUGACGAGUCUUAUAAUGAAGACAUCAACUUUCACUCUUAUUGUUGCUAUGGUGAGCUUGAGGUUGUGCAACGGGCGGUGUACGAGAAUUCAAAAGCAAUUUACUUGAACAUGAUCGCGUAUGAGUCGUGCCCCUAUAAUCCAAAUGACCUUCGAGUUUCAACGUAUAUCAGAUUAAUGAAAUCGUUGGUUGUUCAUCAUGAUGACGUGAAGGAGUUACGAGACAACAACAUAUUGCAUCAUAGUUUUAGACGAGAUGAAGAAGUGGUGAAGAUGUAUGAUGAGAUUGAUGUACCGUUGGUUAAUGUCCACGUGUUUAAUCAACUCCGACGAGGAAUUGAGAAUCACUGUAAUAAUAAGUAUAAGACGUGGGCAGCAGAGCUGAUUACCAUCUACUUUAGCACGCCAUGGAAGACGGUGUCUUUAGGUGUCGCUAUCUUGGGUUUAAUUCUGACUGUAAUCAAAAUGUGA